AUGUCAAGACCGGCUGAGUUAUUCCCUCAAAUUUCUGCAAUCUCUCCAAAUCUUUUCCAAGGUGGAUUUCAUGAAUUUGGACUACGAUAUUGUUCAGCAAAAGAAUGUCCUUGGGGAUGGGAUUAUUCAGGUUGUUCCAAUAUGACUGAACUACAAUUGGUCUUGGAAAAAUCGAUCAUGAUAAGACGAGUUAAAGCUGAUGUUUUAUCACAAUUACCGGCUAAACGUCGUGAAUUAGUUGUUCUAGAUCCAAGUAUAAUUAAAAAAGGAAGUCUGGGUAGACAUGCUAAAACAAUGUUAACUGAUAAAUUAUCCAGUAAAGAGAAACGCUCUGCUCUAUUCGAAUAUUUCCAUGCAACUGGUUCAGUAAAACUUCCAGCUAUAGAACAAUAUGUUUUAGAUAUAAUCGAAUGUGGUCACAAAUUCCUACUUUUCGCACAUCAUACAGACGUCCUAGAUAGUCUCGAUAAAUUACUGUCAGAAAAGUCUAUACGUUUUAUUCGUAUUGACGGUCGUACAAAUUCAGAACAGAGAUCUGUUGUUUGUCAAAUAUUUCAAAAUGAGGACGAUUGUCGUGUUGCAUUGCUUUCAAUUACUGCAGCUGGGACAGGUCUUCAUUUAACUGCAGCUAAUUUAGUUAUAUUUGCUGAAUUAUUUUGGAAUCCUGGUGUAUUAGUUCAAGCUGAAGAUAGGGCAUAUCGAAUUGGUCAAAUGGAUUCUGUGUUAAUACGUUAUUUAAUUGCAGAACAAACUGCAGAUGAUUUCAUUUGGCCUCUUGUGGAACGUAAACUUGAAGUGUUGUCCAAAGCUGGCUUAAAUCGAGAAACAUUUCGAAUGACUGAUUCUACAACAAGACUUGGUUCUAAUAAACUUGAACAACAAAAAAUUCUAGAUUAUUUCAAAGAAGAAUUGAAUGAUUUUGAAGAAUGGGAAAAUUUUGAUACUGUAUCAUCAGUAAUCAAUGAAGAAAGUAGCAAUACUCACUCUCAAAAUGAUAAGAAAAUUGACAAUAAUAAUGAUCAUCAGAAUAAAGUUAAAUCUAAGAAUGAUUCUUUAAUGAAUCAAAUUCAUUUGACUGAACCAAAAAUGACCACUAGUUUAUUUAGAUCAAAAUCACAAUCAUCAGUGAUUAACAAUACUACUCCUAAUAAAAAUAAUCCAAGAAAACGUCUCCUUGUUCCAUCAUCACCUGAGUCGAAUCAUUCAGAGAUAUUUUCAAAUGAAUUCAAUGAUAAUAUUGAUGAAGAUGAUUUAAUUUGGGCUGAUGACGAGGAUGAUGAUUUUGUUGAACAAAUCGAUGAAUCUGAUAUAACCGAUAAUAAUAUUGAAGAAUUUUCAGGAAAUGAUGAAUAUUUAUUAUCAGAAGCUGUUAAAAUUGCUGAAGCCGCUGAAGUUGAUUGGCUUACAGAAGGUCUUAUCAAAGAAGAUACAGAUGAUAUUGAAAUAAAUCAAUGA
Schistosoma mattheei is the source of this 1455-nucleotide messenger RNA. The record is from the annotation of a GenBank genome assembly. Lineage: Eukaryota; Metazoa; Platyhelminthes; Trematoda; Strigeidida; Schistosomatidae.